Molecule: messenger RNA, 3433 nt
Organism: Erpetoichthys calabaricus (reedfish)
Lineage: Eukaryota; Metazoa; Chordata; Cladistia; Polypteriformes; Polypteridae
Gene: ccdc92ba
Product: coiled-coil domain containing 92Ba
Exons: 4
Coding region: 230-1132 (300 amino acids)
Source: RefSeq, a predicted model, not a curated record
CCACCCUCUGCGUCUCGCGCCGUCGCUUGUUUUUAUUCGCAUCGCUUUCACAAUCAAUGUGGUGGCCGGUGAUGUGCUGGGCGCACAAGGAAUGACCGCAGUAAACUCGGUGACCAGCAAUCUGAAGGUCCAGCAGGACCUCCUCGUCGGAGUGAUGUUUCUUUCUUGCCUCCGAGACGCACUGCAAGUGGAAAUUUAAAGUCGCCCCAGGCCUAGAUUCCUAAACACCAUGGAGACUGUAUCUCUGGAGCUACAAGUUGAAAGUGUGGAGAGGAGCAUUGCCUUUCUACGCAAAGAGCAGAUGACUCUACUACGUGACCUUCACUUAGAAGUUCUAAGUCUUCAGAAGCGAUGUGCUGAGCUAACCUGUGAGCUCAGCAUGAAAGUGCCUGAGGAAAGUCAAAGAGAGGUAGCAGAAGAGACAGAACUGAAUCGGUGUUGCCAGCAGGCCGAGGCUAGACUCUGGGAGCAAGAAUGCUACCACAGAGAGCUCGGCAAGGAGCUUAGCCACAAGGGUGCACUAGUGGGAGCAUUACGGGCUAGUCUUAAAAACAAAGAGCGUCACUUCUUGGAAGAGCUGAAGAGACGCAGCCACAAGAUUACAGUGCUCAACACUGAGCUGCAAAAGCAAUCUGAAGCAGCUGCUUACCUUUCCUUUCAGCUGCAUGCUGCUCGCCAAAAACUGCACCAACAGCAUCACCAGCACCCUCCCAGUCGGGUCAGUGACAGACGUCUUGUUCCUGGACCCUCUCUAGUAACCAGUAUCAACCUGAAGCCAAAAAAACGAACCUACCAACCUCCCAGCUGCAUGCUGACUGCAAGUGAGCGUCGUUUAGAGAGGAUUAGAGACUGCAUUCCCAGGGAGAAAGUGAUGGGCCCAGAAGAACCUGCUCCUAUGCCUGACCCUUCCCUGUUCCUACAUCCCAGAGAUCGGCAGAGGCCACAUGUCCUAACGAGGGAGGAUAGCAGAUGUAGACAAACCUCAACAGCCAAUGGUGGCAUCAUGAAUAUGGUAGAAAUUAAGAACAAUGGGGUUAUGGAAGAAGCAGGUUUUAAUGGCCAAGGGGCAAAGGAAGAGGAGACUUUUCAGGGGAAUCCUUCAAGGGCUGCACCUGCAGAAAGAGAGCAGUAAAUCAGAUAGUAGUGGAUUUUUGGAGACACUCCUUCUUGGCUGUAGUUUAAAUAGAGCACUGUAGUCACUGUAGUCUUUUAUUAUAAGGGCAGAGACUACUACAGAUAACUCCACUCCAGUGGAUAUGAGUGCAUUGUACCAUGGGAACGUUACACUUUUUAAUAUCUGUUGGAAUGAAAAGGCAGAGUUUUUGGAAUGCUUGGCUAUCAUGGAUACAUGUAUUUUUUACAAUUUUAUUUGAAGGUGUCUAAGAAAAGCCCAAGCAGACAUGACCACAUUUCUAGCUAGCACACAACAGCCUCAUGACACCUUUGUUUUGUUAUUGGCUAUCAGUAGGAUUGUGGCCUGUGGGUGUAAACUAGUCUGUGCUCUUAACCUUGUUUAUACUAGAGGAGGAGUAUUUUUUUUAAUUUAUGGUAAUAUGUAAUUACAAGAUAGGCAUAGUUAUAAAUAAGUUUAAUUUGUAUUAUACUUACAUACUUAGAUCCCUCAGGUAGUAUUAUUGAAACUAAAAUUAAAUCAAAUGCAAGAAGUGGGCAGGCAAAUUCUUCUGCUUAAAUAUUGUGUUGCCUUCUAGAAUAUGCGUUCAUUAAAUAUAUCCUGGAUGCAGAAUACCAGUUAAGGGCGGGGGAGGGGUAAAAUGUCUUCGAGCUAGAUCACCUAGGAGCACAGAAUGUGUGUGUAUAUACAUGUGCAUGCGUGGAGGAAGAGAUGAGAUGGGUCUGUGUUGUUUACGCCAAGGGGUGAGUGGCUACACAGGCUUUGCCUUACUCCUGUGGCUUUCUAGUUCUAUUAUGGAGGAUCCCUAUGGCUGCUGGGUUUCAUUUCAGCCAAAUUCCUAAUUAAAAUUUAAUAAAUAUUCUUAUUUAUUCAAUCUGCUUUAUUUUUGUCCUUUUGGUAAAGUCCAAAAUAACUAACAGUAGGCAUUUUGAAUUUCUAAAGAAAUUAGGAAAAGACAGAAUAUUCUAUACACAGGCAUGAUAGUACUUUAAACGACUUAGGAUUGUACUCUCACUUUCACCUUGCUGCUUCAAUUAUAAAAGAAUCUUCAUUGUAAGUAUGCAAAUGUUUGAGCAAUAAUUAAUUAGUCACUCCUUGUUGGAGAAUAAUUUAUAUUUGCACACAGUUCUACUAAUCUUUAGCUAUUCCAAAGCAACACUUAAGUUACGCAUCUUAACAAGCAGCAUAAUUAGACAAACAGCUUUCCAACAUUCUCAGACAAGUAAUGUAAAAUACACCCUCAUUUUUGAAAUCUUAAGAAUUAAUAAUGCAAAUAAGGUUGUGAUUAAACAAGGUAUUCAGUUAAAGGCUGGACAUGGCCCAUUAAUAACAAAUGUAUUGGAAUGAAAACCAGCAGCCAUUGAAAACUCCAUGAGUCAAAAAUGAGACUGUCUGACUUUUGCUAUUCAUCCUAUUGUCUCAAGGCCUGGUGUAAACUAAAGCAAUAAUAUUGGGGUGCAAACCUCUCCUUCCCCAGGCAGGAUAUGAAGGUUGAGUCAAUUUGUGGCUGCUUUCCUUAAUUUCUACAGCCUUGUGUGACUUCAUUAUGCCAUCUACUGGUAAUUCUAUUUUUCUUGUGAAACAAGUCUUUGUCAUAAUUUCUGUUUAUAAUGCAAGUACAUAUUUAUUCUGCGAUUUCCGCUUUAUUGAUUUGCAACUUGCACUUUGCUUUCCCAGCCAAGUGUAGCACAUUAGAUCAGUUAUGAUUGACUGGACUUGUAUGAUCUAAAAAGAUAGAGCAUAUCAUUGUAGAACACCUUUGGAAGGCAGCAAGCAUGCUCUAGUACUGUUAUUUUCUGACUGCGCUCACAAGUGUGCCACUUAAGGCAAAAUGUUUUAACACAUAAUCUAUAAACUUUGGUUGUACCUAAGAGUAGCUUAUCCAUACCUAACUUGAAGCUUGUUUUAGUUAGAAAUUCAAAAGAAGACUCUCCAACAAACAUUUGAAAAAAAAAAAAAUAUAAUCCAUCUACCCAGUCUGACUGGAAUGCACAGUAAACUAUACAACAUGAGACAAGCAGAGCUCAGGACAAAUCAACUGCAUGCCAAAAUGAGAGGCAUUUUUUAUAUAAUUUUCAUUUUUAAGGGAGAUCUUUACACACAUACUCGAUAAUGUUCAGUAUUAAGCUCAUUAAUCCUCACAAUCAUUCAUUGGCUGAAAAUGAUAAUCCUCUUGAUUGUUUAAAAAGUAGAAAAGAAUCGAAACAUGUUGAAAAUGUAGGGGGAAGGGGGGCUUAUACUAUCUAUUGAAGCCAUUUGAGCUUACUUUAGAGAUCAGCCAUAACUGCACAGAAAAAAUAA